Messenger RNA from Cottoperca gobio, 7375 nucleotides. RefSeq names its product CAP-GLY domain containing linker protein 3 (gene clip3). Bases 154 to 2085 code for a protein of 643 amino acids. Lineage: Eukaryota; Metazoa; Chordata; Actinopteri; Perciformes; Bovichtidae. Gene Ontology annotation, biological process: cytoplasmic microtubule organization. The transcript has 15 exons. The record is from RefSeq and is a predicted model, not a curated record. Gene Ontology annotation, cellular component: microtubule plus-end; nucleus; cell cortex. Gene Ontology annotation, molecular function: microtubule plus-end binding.
CUGAGACCGGACUCUAAAUAAGACACUUUUAGGCGACCAAAAUGUUACAAUUAACUUUCAAACCGUGAAAGAGUUAAAGUCGUAAGACUAACACCGUGGUGACGACCUGAAUCACGAGGACGCACACCAGGCCGAGCUGCAGCAUCCCUCACUAUGACUAAAGAGGAGAACCUGGAGGUGCAGGAGAAGGAGAGGCACGACCGGGAGGAGCAGGAGGAGGGGAGGGUCCAGAAAGAGGAGGAGGAGGCGCUGACCGAGGAGGAGGAAGAAGAAGAAGAGGAGUAUGAGCUAGAAGAGGAGAGAGAGGGUCAGGAGAGGGUGGAGGAUGAAGAGGAGGAUGAGCAGGAGGAGGAGCAGGGGGAGAGAGAGGAGCGGGAGGAAGAGGACGUUCCACUGGCCAGCCAGGAGCGUGACGCUGAGCCGGAGCCCGAGCCGCUGUCAGUGUCCGAGUACCAGAGUCCGGUUCACGAGCCUCGCCGUCGAGCCAUGGUGCACGCCUCCGCCCAGGCACCGCUGCCCAAAGACUACACCUUCACCUUCUUCGACCCCAACGACCCGGCCUGUUUGGAGAUCCUCAUGGAUCCUCAGACCACCAUCCCGGAGCUGUUCGCCAUCGUGCGUCAGUGGGUUCCUCAGGUGCAGCACAAGAUCGACAUCAUCGGCAACGAGAUCCUGAAGCGCGGUUGCCAUGUGAACGACCGCGAUGGUUUGACGGACAUGACGCUUCUCCACUACUGCUGUAAGGCCGGAGCUCAUGGAGUUGGCGACCCGGCGGCCGCGCUGCGUCUCAGCAGCCAGCUGAUCACUCUGGGCGCCGACGUGAGUCUGAGGAGCCGCUGGACCAACAUGAACGCGCUGCACUACGCCGCCUACUUCGACGUGCCAGAGCUGAUCCGAGUCCUGCUCAAAGCCUCCAAACCCAGAGUGUUGAACUCCACCUGCAAUGAUUUCCACUAUGGCACAGCUCUCCACAUCGCCGCCUCCAACCUCUGCCUGGGUGCAGUCAAAUGUCUGCUGGAGCACGGAGCCAACCCCAUCGUCCGGAACGAUAAGGGCCAGGUUCCAGGCGAGGUGGUUCCCGACCCGGUGGACAUGAGUCUGGACAAGGCGGAGGCCGCCAUGGUGGCCAAAGAGCUGAAGCAGCUGCUGCUGGAUGCCGUCCCGCUGAGCUGCAACCUGCCCAGAGCCACGCUGCUCAACUACGACAACGUCCCGGGAAACCUGAUGCUGACCUCGCUGGGGCUAAAGCUCGGGGAGCGCGUGAUGCUGGAGGACAUGAAGCUCCAGAGAGACCUGAGCAGAGACGACAGCCCGGCUGCAAACCUCAGACAGUCCGGCACGCUGAGGUUUUGUGGCACUACAGAGUUCGCCAGCGGUCAGUGGGUCGGCGUGGAGCUCGACGAGCCGGAGGGGAAGAACGACGGCAGCGUGGGCGGAGUGCGCUACUUCAUCUGCCCCCCGAAACUGGGGAUCUUUGCUCCAGUGUCAAAGAUUUCUAAAGCUGUAGAGCAGGCACCUUCAUCGGUCACCUCCACCCCACGGACCCCCCGCAUGGACCUGGCCUCCCGCCUCGCCGGAAAGACCAAGAAGGAGAAAGUGAAGAAGGAGAAGGAGAGAGAGAAAGGUAAAGCCCAGAAGAAGAAGAAGUCAUCAGUAGCCAGUCUGGACCCGGAGGGACUGAACGUGGAGGUUGGAGAUCAGGUUCUGGUGGCCGGACAGAAACACGGCAUCGUCCGCUUCUACGGCAAGACGGACUUCGCUCCAGGUUACUGGUUUGGUGUGGAGUUGGACCAGGCGACAGGAAAACACGACGGCUCGGUCUUUGGAGUCCGUUACUUCAGCUGCCUGCCUAAAUAUGGAGUGUUUGCUCCGCCCUCUCGCGUCCAGAGGAUCGGAGGCCCUAAAGACGGCUCGCAGAAUGAAAUCUCUCUGGUGAAGAAAGUCCACCAGGUCUCCAUGUCGCAGCCGAAGCGUAACUUCAACACGAUGCGUUCUCCUAAAGACCUGACCUCCGAGAACUCCAUAUCCAGGUUGCUGUUCUGCUGUUGGUUUCCGUGGAUGCUGCGUGCUGAUAUGCAGUCCUAACCACGCCCUCCUUCAUCAUCCACCAGACCAAUCUCUCCGCUCUUCUCUCUCUUCAUCUUCAACUUCUUUGCGUCUUCAGACGUUCACUGUCGUCCGUCAGACUUCUCGUAGUGAGACCUUCUUCUCUCUCACCCUCAGCCCAAAUCCCUCUGAUUUAGCCGUUCUAUAGCAAAAUCUAUAGUGCCUUGUCUCUGAUCAUGUCCUGCGUUCCUUUGAUGAAACUGAGCUAAAGCAAUCCCCCUAAAAUAUUCUCUUUACACGUCUUCUCAUUCAGUGUCAUCACAUCCUGGCUUCUUCCAUGUUGUGUCUUUAUUUGAACCUCGGUUUGUGCCGCUGCAUGUUAUGUUUUUGCUGUUCCUCGAUUUGGGUCUCACCAAAUGUAGCUCACAGACGUAUGCAUACGUGUUAUAUACUCUGCAUAACAACAAUAAUGACGUUUGCCAAACAAAAGCCUGAAGGGGUUCAUCAAACACCUGCUUUGAAUGAUAUCAGCCCAUUAAGUAGUCGUUAUCGGUGGUAAAGAUGGGUUAGAAGGGACCUGCUACACCUGCUCGUAGGUUCAGAACGCCGUUAUCAUUUAUUCACACGAUUGCUCAGCGAUUUAGGAGGUCGGGUCUAUAGAACGAUAAAGUGUUGAAAUCGGCAGGAGGAGAGCUAGGUAAUGUUAGCUGUUAGGUGUUAGCAGCCGGUGGACGUCCCAUAGAGUCGCACUAUGGUGCGUUCAGGUAAAUAAUAACGUUAUUAUGAUGUGUUAAAAUGUAGUGUUGUAAAACAUAGUUUUUAGUGAGGAACUUAAUAAAUACAAUUUUCACAACAAUAUACAAUAGAGGGAAUUAGGAACAAAAUCCAGUAUACAAACUGUGGAAUUGUGGAAAUUCCCUGGUAUUGGUAUCGACUAGUACAUUUCUGGUAUCGUGACAUCCCUAGACGUAGCCUACGUAAGAAAAGUAACGUAGGCAUACUUAUUUUAACCCAAACUAUGAUCUUUUUUUUUACAUCUAUUUACAUAGUUUUGUAGCCUAAACCUAACGAAACUGAAAGUGAAACCUAACGUAACUGCGACCCAUUCUUAACGUGUGAUACCUCCUGGCAUGCUGGUACGUGCAGUUUGCCCCUAACGGCCGUUUAAUUGCCUGAUAACAUUCGAAACAAGUGCAUAAAACUGGGCUUCCAUGACAGUUGUGAGAGAGCCACUGGAAGCCUAAACGUGUGAGUAUCUGCAGCGCUUGAAACUGCAUCUCACACUUGUGUCACGUUGAGAAUUUCAAGACAGUGAAAUUGGUUUCUGCAUACCUCGGUAGAAAAUGCUUCAGGUCCGGCUGCUGCUUCCUCGCUCCUCACCUGAGACCAAGAACUCGAUCCUGAAAACCUUAAUAACUCCAGACUGUGUGUGACGUGACUUUCAUCACCUGCAUGCUUUAAUCUCAGAUGUCAAACUGAAAACAGGGUUUAUCAUAGUGUUACUCAUAUCUUGUUAUCUUCUUGAUGUGUUAGACAGAAAUAAUGUAACCGUUGUUCUUGGUAUCUAUUACAUAUCUCUGUCACAUACAGGGAAUGAGGCUCUGCAGUAAAUGUGGAUGCUAAUAAUCUAUUACAGCAAGUUGAAUUUGAUGUUUCUUUCACAACAAAUUGGAACAAACUUCAACUUUUUGCUUCAUCACUUCAAAAACCUUCUGUUAAUUUAGUCGUUAAUAGAUGAAGUAUUGUCGUUCAUUAUAGUCAUAUAGUCUUUCAUUAUUAAUCAGUGUAUUGCCAAAUAGAAACAUUAGUCCAUCUACUUAGAGUUACAGUAUAUUAUUGACAUUUUAUAAAGAGCUACAAUCAUAAUCUGUCGUUAACCAAAAGUGCUAACAAACCCAAAACAACGACUUUCUUUGAUGCAACUUCAAAAUCUAAAAAGUGUUUUCCGUCCCGUUUCGUGUGAUUUUGUUUUUGUGUUGCUUGCGUCUGAAAAUAAGCUUAAUUUAAAACAACAUUUGAUCAGAUUGGAGUUGAAUAUUUGUUUAUAGUAGUCGGUUGUACAGCUCUGUGUUCCUCCAUCACACAUUCAUCUCCUCCAUCUUCAGGUUCUUUCAUUUCCUAAAUUUAAGAUCUCUUCAUGAUAUUUGUAAAAGUGUUCCUCUCUGCUUCUUCCCCCUCUUCUCUCAUCCCUCUUUCUCCAUUUAAAAAAUGACUUUGCUUCCUUUUGUGAAUGUGAUCAACAAAGACGAAAACACGAGUUAAUCUUAGUGUGUUCUCUUAAUGUUCAAAUCUCUCUCGAAGUAUGUGCAUACCUGAAAACAGAAAUAUGUAAACAUCGUACCGAUCUCUGUGUGGAAAUGGUUCCUGCGUUAAUGUUAAUCUUUACACUCUGUAAGCACAUGAAUACUCGGAGAGGAACACGCUCACACGCUCUGAUGGCUGCCGGAGACGAGACACUCAAACAACAAAUGUUCAAACGCUUUCACGCGGAAAGAAUAACCUGACAAGUGAAAUAAAUCUGUGGAGGCACAUUUACACCUGAGUGACUAAAGGAUUCAAAAGUUCAAGAGCCAGCCAGAGUUUUUAUUCUUCUUUCAAUAAAACAUCCACAGCAGCAAGUGAAUAGACAGUUAACUUUUCCUAAAAACAAAUCUGCCAUCUAAAUCUAUAAUCUACAAACAUGUAUUGCACAUUUUACAGGUGAAAUCUCCCUUUUAUGAUUAUGAGUCAACGUUCACAUUUAUGCAAACAGAUGUAGUUUGUUUUACAACUCCAGGAAGACUUUAUACGUAUUAUUAUAUUAUUAUUAUAUUAUUAUUAUAUUUAAGAAUUUUGUAUUUUCUGGACGUAAAACAUCGUAAAAAAACAUCCCAAAUUUGGUUCUUGAAUUUUGAAAUCCCCCCGCCUCUGAAGGAGGUCAGUAAGACACUUUCUCUGCUCUGGUGACGAACUUCACUCAUUCACAGAGUUCAGACAGUGAAGAGCAAUCGAACUUUGUUGUUGGUUUGUAUUUGUAUUUCUGUCAGCCUCGGCUAAAGGAAACACUUUGCUGUUGGUAAUUGUUCUUUUUGUGGACGUGAAAUCAGCUUCAUAUUAUAAAAACAAAAACUGCAGCGCUUACACUCAUCAUAGUCGGCUGUGAUCAAACCAAUACUUUUCAUUCUCACCUAUAAGCUCAAAGCUUAGCUCAGAGCGUCGCUGCUAAAUAAGACAGCAAAAGAUCAAAUGCUGCGAGUCGUACUUUGCCCAGUUUGGUUACGAGUUGUAGGUUGAGUUAUGUGGUGUGCUGAUAGGAGAACAUAGCACUGAUCAGUUUAGCAUUUUGAACACAAACUCUUGCUCUGUUAGCGCUUAUGUCAGGUGUUUGUUAGCCCGGUUAAAUCAGCUUAUUAAGGGCCAACUUGCAGCUGAAAGAAAAGGAGAAUAGCUAAAGCUGCCUUUCUUGGAAAAACUGAAAUUCUGUAAAGUAGCUUUCCAGGCGUGAACAUUUUCUUAAAUGUGACGUAAUUUCCCAUAAAACUACAAUCUGUCCUGCAACAAACUUCAUUUAAGUAGGACUUUACAAUUGACCAACGUGUACCUUCAAAUUCCGGCUUUGUUCACGAGACUGUUAAAAUUGUACGAAACACAUUUUAGAAUUCUUCUAAAGUUUACAGUUAAAUAGGAAAACUAACUGUUAUGAAACCAAAAUAAAUCCAGAUUUCUACAUUUGAAGUCUGAAAGAAUCUGAGUUAUUGAAACAAUCCUUAAAAUGUUCUGCAAGACAAUUUCUUGAAAAUGUGUGAAUUUUAAAAUCAUGUUAACACAAUAUACAGACGACUCACAGCUUUACCUUUCCAAAUUCAUGACGUAUCUUCUUUCCCCACUCUGAACAAAAGAGCCUGAUGAACUAACUUACCUUCACAGGUUGUAGUGUUUCAUAAUUCCACAGACAGGAAAAUGUUCUGCUACAAAUGUUGCAGCACGCUGUUCAAUGCUAAAGCUCCCCAGAGUUGGGAUGUGCUUCAUCCUGUAGGUGAACAUAGACAUCAGUGGACCACAGUGAGGGUGAGGUUUGUCUUUGUACAGUAAACGUACAGUACAGUCAAUAUGUCCCAGUGAAGCCUCUGUUGGUACGAACACAGUGUUCUUACUGCUGUGUAAAUGGCCACUAAGUGUCACGAGUGGUUAAUCAUUUCAAGACAAACAUAAUGUUACAUAAGCUUUCUUCAUUAUUACAUAUACGAAUGUCACGAGAACCGAUACUUUUGGUACCAAGUCGAUGCCAAAAUUCUGAAAAGAAGACGGUACUUGUUUUUCUACAGUACCCGGUCGUACCGUCAGGGCGUGAGACUAACGGCGUCCCGUCACUAUCAACCUAUUUUCUCCCUGAUGAUGCUACAUUGUGAGCAACAAAUCUGUUUGGAAAUCGGCAGGAGGAGAGCUAGCUAACAUUAGCUGUUAGCUCUUAGCUAUUAGCUGUUAGCUGUUAGCUGUUAGCUGUUAGCUGUUAGCAGCCGGUGGAGCGAGGUUCCAUAGAGUUGCACGAUGGUGCAUUCAAGCUCUAUUCAGUAAAAAUGAAUAUUGGGCAAGAGUAAUCACAGCAAUGUUUAACUUCCUGCCUAAAACCAGUAUGCUCAGGAUUUAUUGGUUUGUUUUGUACCGUGGUAUCGAAGUGGUAUCAAGAAUCGUGGAACUUCACUGGUAUUGGUAUCGUGACAUUCCUAAUGACAUAUUCUCAGUUUGAUUUGCUAUAUUUAAAGGACUUUAAAGGAGAUUUGAGUGUUAUUUCCAGGCAGUCUUUGAUGAAAAGAAAACUUUGUAUCUUCAAAAUGAAGUCAUGUUUAUAUUAUUUGUGAUUUGUAGUUGACGGGUUAAAACAUUCAGAAUCGGUUUUGUCCUCUAAAUCCUCUAUAAUCGAUAAGUGUACGUGUCUGAGAAUAUAAUGUUAAAGUCCUUCUCAUAGAAACUAACUCAGCUGGUUGUUUUAACAAUAAUACGUCUUAAGAAUAUACAGUAUAUAGCCUAUAUUUUGAUAACUUCACUAAGUGUACUUUUUUGUUCUCUGGUUUUGUAGUGUGUGUGUUGCUUUGUGCUCGGUUACAGUCCAUGUGUGAGUAACUCCUGUUUUUAAGAGUGUGUGAAGCCGACGGACGUCAAAGGGGAAACGGGAGAACGAGCGUUGGACGUCCUCAUCCUGACAGAAAGUCACUGCAUGCUCUCUCUCUCUGUAACUCUCAGUAUUUUCUCAUUUGGGUUUUUCAAUGUGUAUCUUCUUCUCAUCAGCAUGGAAAUGCUUCUAAUAAUGACACUCUAUGAAUAUAAUAAAGACUUUGGUGUUGUUUUUCUA